Cannabis sativa is the source of this 3181-nucleotide messenger RNA. RefSeq names its product G-type lectin S-receptor-like serine/threonine-protein kinase At4g03230. Bases 211 to 2754 code for a protein of 847 amino acids. The transcript is spliced from 7 exons. The record is from RefSeq and is a predicted model, not a curated record. Gene Ontology annotation, biological process: recognition of pollen; protein phosphorylation. NCBI's taxonomy places the organism in Eukaryota, Viridiplantae, Streptophyta, Magnoliopsida, Rosales, Cannabaceae. Gene Ontology annotation, molecular function: protein serine/threonine kinase activity; ATP binding.
GUGAUUUGUGUGUCAGGCCGUCAUAAUUAAUUACUAUUUCUUUCGCGACCAUAGUCUUUCAUCUAACCGGUGGACAAUGUGGACUUGUCAUUCCUUAUCGUCACCUCUUUUGUACCUUAAAUAAAAUAAGUAAAUAAAUAAGACAAAGCGCAGAGUUCAAGCAUCUUUGAGCCCAGAGUUCUGUUUUUUUUUUCCUUUGAUCAAUCUACCAUGGUUGCAGAAACCAACCGAAGAUUGAAGCGUUUUCUCUUCUUCUUGUGCUUAUUUCUAAACACCCAGUUCUCAUUUGGAGCUGAUACAAUCUCUUCAGACCACUCACUCUCUGGUGAAUCUACCAUUGUCUCUGCGAAAAGGGUAUUCGAGUUGGGAUUCUUUCGACCAGGUUCAUCUCCAAAUUAUUACCUCGGAAUAUGGUACUCUAAAGAUCGUUCUCGAAAGGCAGUUUGGGUGGCAAACAGAGAAAAACCAGUUACAUUUGCGUCGGAGCUAAGAAUCUCAGAUGGUAAUUUAGUUCUCUUCGAUGAGUUAAAAACGGUUGUUUGGUCUACAAAUGUGAGUUCCAUUAGAAAUUCCUCUCGUUCUGUAAAGGCGGUUCUUUUAGCUGAUGGCAACCUUGUCUUAAAAGCUACAACAGGUCCAUCAGAAUCAUUGUGGGAAAGUUUUGAUUACCCAACUCAUGUGUGGCUGCCUGGGGCUAAAUUUAGGUAUAACAAAAUAACCAACACUAGCCAGGUUAUCACUUCAUGGAAGAACUCGGAAGACCCCGCUCCAGGCCUUUUCUCUUGUGAGAUUGAUCCAAAAGAUAACACUUUUAUGUUACUAUGGAGUAGGACUCAAAAGUAUUGGGAUAGUGGAACUUGGAGCAGUAGUACUUUUAGCAAUUACCCCACGAUGAAGUUCAGGUAUAUCUAUGAUUACAAGUUGGUUAACAAUACAAACGAAAGCUAUUUCACUUAUUCCAUUAAAGAAGAUUCUGUAGAUAUAUCUCAUCUCGAAAUAGAUGUUUCGGGACAGGUUAAGAUAUUUAAUCUGGUGCCUCCUAACCCAUGGACUGUAUUUUGGUCAUUUCCGAGCCAACAAUGUGAUGUCUAUGGCUUUUGUGGGGCAUAUGGUAGCUGCAAUGAAAACUCGUCGCCUCAUUGCAGUUGCUCCAAAGGGUUUAAGCCAAAGUCCCCAAUUGAUUGGGAUUCCAAGAAGGACUAUUCGGGUGGUUGCAUUAGAGAUACUAAAUUGCAGUGUGAGAAGAUUAAUGGUAGUACUAAGGGUAACGAGAGAGAUACAUUUUUGGAGAUCCAUAUUAUGCUGUUGCCUGAAAAUAAACAAUCUCUGGAAGCAAAGAGUUCAGAUGAAUGCAAAUCGAAAUGCUUGAUCAAUUGCUCUUGUACUGCUUAUGCUUAUGACACCCUUGGUUGUUCAAUUUGGAAAGGAGAUGUGUUGAAUAUGGUGCAGCUUGGAGUCGGUGACAGCAAUCGAAAGACUCUCUUUGUUCGACAAGCUGUUUCGGAUCAUAAAGGACUUCUACGAAAUUGGAAGUUCUAUGUUAUCUUGUUUGUCUGCAUUGCGGUGCUCAUCUUUUUCAUUGCUGGUUUCUUAUACUAUAUGAGAAGAAGAAAGAUGGCCAACAAAGAUGGUUUUAGGAGAAACAGUCAGAUAAACAGGAUAGUCAGCGCGGAUGAAAGUGAGAGGCAUGUCUCAAACUUGCUACUUUCGAGUUCAGGCCAAUACCAAUUCGGAGAAGAUGAGAAGAGAGACAUACAUAUUCCAUUUGUAACUCUGGAAAGCAUACUAGUAGCUACAGAUAACUUUUCAGAGGCAAACAAACUUGGAGAAGGAGGAUUUGGCCCUGUUUAUAAGGGCUUAUUUCCUGGAGAAGAAGAAAUUGCUAUAAAGAGGCUCUCGAGUGGUUCAACUCAAGGAUUAGAAGAAUUUAAGAAUGAAGUAUUGUUGAUAGCCAAACUUCAGCAUCGAAAUCUUGUUAAACUUGUUGGCUAUUGUGUUGAAGGAGAUGAAAAAUUGUUGCUUUACGAAUACAUGCCCAAUAAGAGUUUGGACACAUUCAUAUUCGAUGACAAGCUGUGUGAGUUGCUCAAUUGGGAGAUUCGCUUUAAUAUCAUAUUGGGAAUUGCAAGAGCGCUAAUUUAUCUUCAUCGCGACUCAAGAUUAAGAAUUAUUCAUAGAGAUUUGAAAUCUAGCAAUGUUCUACUUGAUGAGGAAAUGAAUCCAAAAGUUUCAGACUUUGGAUUAGCAAAGAUUUUUGGAGGUAAACAAAUUGAGGCAAGCACAAACAGAGUCGUUGGUACAUAUGGUUACAUGUCUCCAGAAUAUGCAUUAUAUGGAUUAUUCUCAGAAAAAUCAGAUGUUUUCAGUUUUGGUGUUGUCAUACUUGAGAUUAUAAGUGGAAGAAAAAACACAAGAUUUUCCCAAUCAGAAUUAGCUAUGAGCCUUCCUCAUUAUGCAUGGAAAUUAUGGAAAGAAAACAAUGCACUUGAUCUGAUGUACCCAACAUUAAGGGAGAGUUGCAACGAAAUUGAAUUCUUGAGAUGUGUCAAGGUUGCAUUACUUUGUGUACAAGAUGACCCAGCUGAUCGUCCCAUCAUGUCAAAUGCAGUCUCCAUGCUUGAAAAUGAUCAAGUUGGCAGUAUUUCAAGUCCCCAACAACCAACUUUUGUGUUGAAAAGCUCUGUUUCUUAUGACGGUUGUACUGAACAAUUCUCUGAAAACGUGUUGACAAAUACCAUAAAUGAAGGCCGUUGAUCAUGUACACCUUCCUACAUUGCUUACUAGCAGAAGCUGUGUUACUUGAUCCUCUUCUAAGGGCAAAAGCUGGUUGUUUGACUGAUGGAAGGGUUGCAGAGUCGCUGCCAAGAUCGCUUGGGUCUUCUUGUACGCAUAAGAGCCCAAUAUUUACACACUUAAUCAAUUGAUCUUCUUUGCCGAGGCUUUAAGUAUGAGAGAGGCCUUGAGUUGGCUCAAGAAUAAAAACUGGCAGUAUGUCUUCCUUGAAACGGACUGUCUUGCGAUUGUAAAAGUGAUUCGUCAAGUAGAAAUGUUAUCUUGUUUUGGUAUUGUAAUUCGUAACUGUAGAGAUUUGCUUAAAGAGUUGAGAAAUGUCUCUUUAUGUUUUGUAAAACCGUCCGCCAAUAUAGUAGCUUAUAGUCUUGCUAGAGCUUUCAUUUGUUAU